Canariomyces notabilis is the source of this 1770-nucleotide messenger RNA. RefSeq lists its product as uncharacterized. The transcript has 7 exons. Bases 1 to 1770 code for a protein of 589 amino acids. Gene Ontology annotation, molecular function: DNA-binding transcription factor activity, RNA polymerase II-specific; zinc ion binding; DNA binding. NCBI's taxonomy places the organism in Eukaryota, Fungi, Ascomycota, Sordariomycetes, Sordariales, Chaetomiaceae. Gene Ontology annotation, cellular component: nucleus. The record is from RefSeq and is a predicted model, not a curated record. Gene Ontology annotation, biological process: regulation of DNA-templated transcription; DNA-templated transcription.
AUGAAGACCGUCUGUGUGCAAUGUCGUGUGCGGAAGCCCAAAGGAGACGGGCUCACAGCAGCCCGUGACCCUCCACGCCUGCCGCCAAAGUACCGCGGCGCGCAUGCCUGUGUACAGUGUCGUGCCAUGAAAGUUCGAUGCUCAGGGGAAUCACCCCGCUGUGCUAACUGCACUCGACGAGGUCGGCUGUGCUCAUAUCCUGCCAUUGGUGUCUCCAAGUCCAAAUCCCAGCCCGGGUUCAACGUCUCCGAGUCCAGCUUCACGCCCGGGCCGCCAAGCGAGAGUCGCGCAUUGGACAACACGCCUACGCAUACUCUCUCCGACUCGGAUUCGGGAGCGGCAGUUCUGACAUGGGACCAGGACUUCGAUCACUACUUCAGCCAUCUACAUUGCCUCCCCGCCUACAGCUUCCUGCACGAGGCUACUGUGAAGAAGAGAUGCCGUGAAAGGACUAUUAACCACGCGCUGAAGCUCUCCCUGUGUGCCAUCACGGCCCUCGUACACAGCCGACAUUCAGCUUACCGAGAGAAAUGGGCACACGAGAGCGAGCACCACAUCCUGGACCGAUUGGAGGAACCCUCCAUCUUUCACCUUCAAGCAUUGCUGCUGGUUAUUCGUUAUAGGGCAGAGUCGGGAAAACCCAGGAGGGCCUUUAUGCUCGCGGGGCUCGCCGCACGCUCAGCCGUUGCUCUGCGGCUCAACUACGAGCAUCCCGAGCUCGACCAGGUGGCACAGGAGGUGCGGAGAAGGACAUUUUGGUCCCUCUACCUCCUUGAGGAUGUUUUCUGCGUGGGCCUGAAGGAAUUCGAGCUGUGCCGGCCUGAAAUCAUCCAAUUCCAACUGCCCUGCGAGUACCCCGAAUUCGGGGACCAAAAAGAAGCCACAACGAGUUUUCUUCAACCGGGAAUGGGACUCGAGCCCGACACUCUCGGGUCCCGGGGCAUAUAUGUGAAGCUUGCAUUUACUCGACGGUCCAUCAUGAAGUUGAACCGACAGAUAUACCUCAAGGAAAUUGAUCAUACGGGUCUUUUCUGCGCAAUCGAGCAUUUCCAGUCAGAUUUGCGCCGCAUCUCCUCCCAAUUCACCCCGGAUGACCAGUACCCGCCCACAAGUCCAGCCGAUUUUGAGUGGCGGCCCCGAUAUGUCAUGAUGCAUAUGUCAUUUCGUCAAUGUCAGUGUGAUCUAAACAUUGAGGGAAUUAAACCCCGCGAUGUUAGCACAAUGAGACACCGCUGUCUUAAGAACGCUGAGGAAAUACUUCAGAUCCUCUCGUACUAUGACCAGCAUGCAGACGUCGAGCAGGUCCUAGAUUUUGAUGCAGCCGUCUGCACAUACCAUGCUGCUCGUCUCGUUCUUUUUGGAACAUUCAGCGGGACUGGUGACUCGAGUUCCUCCAUGGAGACAGCCAUCAGCAAUGCAGAGCGCAGUCUAGACAUUCUCUCAAGACGCUUUUCGUUCUCCGCAGCAGUUGAGCCAAUGCGUGACGACCUAUCCAGGCUGAUCGAAAGCUACAAAGGGCUUGCCCGCUCUCCCGGUGAAGCCGUUCACGACAUUGAACAAGGUCCAAGAGCGGCACCCGGAGUCUCCAAAGCUGCUGUUGCCAGGCAGAGGCUCUCUGUGCAUAGCCUUCUUCUCCGGUCAGAUUUUGUCGAUGACAGCCGCGAGGCCGCCACUGAGCCAUCCAGGGAGGUAUCUGCAGAACAGUGGAGAGAGAGGUGGACUUACACAUCGGCCCAUCCUCCGGUAUCGAGUGCACCAAUCAGCUUCUAG